Messenger RNA from Knipowitschia caucasica, 1014 nucleotides. The record is from the annotation of a GenBank genome assembly. NCBI's taxonomy places the organism in Eukaryota, Metazoa, Chordata, Actinopteri, Gobiiformes, Gobiidae.
AUGGCGGGCUUCGGUGCGGGAGGGAGACUGUUUGGGUCCGAGCUCGUACUGGGCCUGAUCCUGAAGCGGUACCGGUGGAUGAGCGUGGCGCUCUUCCACCGUCUGUUUGCGCUCGCGCGGCUGCUGCUCGUGCUCGUGAUAGAAGCCGUGAUGAGCGUCAGUGCGGCGGAGGACGCCACCCAAGGGUGUCGCUGCGGACUGUUCCUGAUGAAGACUGUGGUGGUAGUUUUAAGCUUCUGCCACAUGUUCUCUGCGGUGGCAGUAGUGGAGCUCCUCCUGCUGGCCGGGGGUUUGGCCACAGCCUUGGUCUCCGUGAUCCUGAAUUACUACAUGGUCUCUGGCUGGGACCUCCUCCCUGGCUGGGACCUCCUCCCUGGCUGGGACCUCCUCCCUGGCUGGGACCUCCUCCCUGGCUGCUGGGACCUCCUCCAAGGCUGCUGGGACCUCCUCCAAGGCUGCUGGGACCUCCUCCAAGGCUGCUGGGACCUCCUCCAAGGCUGCUGGGACCUCCUCCAAAGCUUGGUCUUCCACCAGGUCUCGGGCCUGGGCUGGGUGUGGGUGCGCCUGGGCAUGCUGCAGCUCCUCCUGGGCCUCACCUUCUGUCACCUGGUUGUGGUGGAGGCGUGGGCCUCCUGGGUUCAGCUGGGGAUGGUGCUUCCUGUGUUCCUCCGGUUCCUGGGGGUUCCUCUUCUCCCUCAGCUGGUCCUCCUCCUGCUGGUCCUCCUCCUGGUCCUGAUCAUGUGGAACCAGAUAAAAUUCAUGGUGUGCCAAACUAAAUGGUUCGAUGUUGAACUAGACCUGACGGCCGUGAGACGUUACUUUAUUCUCCGGAUUUUGGUCAAAGCUCCGAUCCAUCUCUACAGCCUACAGGUAGGGGGCGCUGCAGGAGAGGGCCUCAGGUGGGAGGGGUUAAGGUCCUCAGCCUCUUGUCUCCUCAGGUGGGGGGGUGGAGCUGGUCUGGGCUCGGUGACGUCUUGGCCGAGCUCCUGGUCUCCAGCUGUGAGUCUUUUCUGA